AAAGAAAAAGAGACGAGGAAGGCUGGAAAACAACACCCGGAAGAAAAAGAGGAGGCAGACAAGCCGAGAGAAGCAGAGGAGGACGUCAAAAGGGCUACACCAUCUCCAUGGACUCUUCUUACACAUGAACUUCUCUUGACGGAGUCAUAACGCUAACGAUUUCUGCUUCAGCGACCUUUAAACAGACUCCUCGUUAUAUAGCCGCCGCCCCUUUCUGCGCCUGCUUGUUCCUUGGCGCUGCGCAUGACCACUGAGAAGACGAACCUCAAAUCGACGACUUCGCCGCCUUUUCUUCCUCAACGUAUUGCUUUGAAAUCUCAUGAUGGGGAAAUAGUUCUGCAAUUUGGUGGUGGAAAAUUGAGGUGGCUUUCAGAUUUUUUUGGGUAAACAAUCUGCUUUUAUCAUGGGAUCAGCUUGUUGCGUAGCUGCAAAGGAUCAUACUCUUCCAAACAGAACCAGGGUUGAAAGUUUGCACAGGAAUGACGUUUAUUCACCAUCAUGGAGUUUUCGAUGGGAUAGACGGGGACGUGUUGCUGGUGAAACUCAAAAUCAUUUGUACCACUCAUCUGGUGGAGUCAGCAGAAACAUUAGCAUGGAAUUAAAAGGGUCAUUAAGUUCUGAAAGAGGCAAUUUAUCUGACGGGGGCAGCACGGUGGAGAAUUCUGUUACUCCUAUUUCUCAGAAGUCUCCAAUCCAUGAGACGUUGGCUGCUAACCCAAUGACCCCAUCUUCAGAUCUGUCCAUGGCUAGCAAUUAUUCUACAGUGGUAAAGAAUCUGGCAUCAUCCGAAGUCGCAGAAUCUUCUGUACUAAAUCUUCCAUUUUCAAUACCUUCGGGUUUCUCAACACCUACAACAGAUCCUUUGCCUAAUCAUAAUUAUCAUCAUCUUCCCAAUUCUACGCCAUCAAGAUGGACUCGUCAAUCUCCAGGACACCCAUUGUUGAGACAGAUUUCUGAUAGUAGGAUCCUAGGAUUGAAAUCACCGGACAACUCAAUUUCUGAGGGGAGGCCAUCAUUUGUGUUCUCUACUUGCAGCAAUGAUAUAGCUGGAUCCCAAUGUGGAUCGUCUGAUGGCUGGUCCAUGCGUACCUUUUCUGAGCUUGUGGCCUCAUCUCAGAGGGAAAGGUGGUCCUUUGAUAGUGAGUACUUUGGUUCGGGUCGUCACAAGAUAAGUGGAUCCAGUAGUAGGUUCUCAUAUUCUCCUUCAAUGGAUCUACAAUCUUGCGGGGCUUGCUCAAAGCUAUUGUCCGAGAGAUCUGCAUGGAGCAACCAGAAAUUGAUUGCAAGCAACGACCUCUCAGCUGUUGCUGUUCUGGUCUGUGGUCAUGUAUAUCAUGCCGAGUGCUUAGAGACUAUGACAGCAGAGGCAGAUAGAUAUGAUCCAACUUGUCCUGUAUGUACGGUUGGGGAGAAACACAUGUCAAGGUUUUCGAGGAAAAUUCUUCGUGCUGAAUCAGAGAUGAAGGCUAAAAACUGCAGGAUAUCAAAGAACCGGGUGGUUGAUAGCUAUCUUGAUGGUGGUUGUGAUGUUUUCGAUAGGCGAAAAGACGUUGAAUGGGGAGGGGAGGUCCCGAAGAUGGAGCCUAACUCCAGUGGACGGACCUCGCUGGGGAAGCCAUUCUUGAGGCGUCACUUUUCACUUGGCUCCAAGUGGACCCGAUCACUGUCGGAGAAUGAUUCUGUCAGGAAGAAGGGCUUUUGGGCAAGAUAUCGCAGGGAUUGAAUUUCACUUUCUCUCAGUAAUUAUAGUAGAAACACCAGCAAUUUAGAAUGAAUUAAUAUUUUCCAUGUCGCCUGGCUUUGCCAAUAAUUUUAGAUUGUUUUAAGUUAAUUUUGAUUGUACAUCAGAAAAUCUUGCCUAGUUGAAUUUAGAUUGUAACGGAGGGCCCUGCGGGACACUUACGACAUGUUUGGAAACAUGUCGAAAUCAGUUUUGUGCAAGGGCUGCUUCUGUUGACGUGAUUGUUUCGGCAUAAGAGUGGUCAAAACCAGGUGAGACGUUUUCAAAUACAUCCUGAGCAGACGAGAGAGGGCGGGGCAAACUGCAGCAAUAUUCCUUUUUGAACGAAGGCGCAUUAUACUUUGCCUGCUUGUUGAUCGGUGGAUACGGAGCCAGGCCACUGCGCAUUGCAAAACUAAGCAAACGCUAAUAUGUUUCCCUCCUAUAUUAUAGUCAGCUAUAUGAACAAUCAUAUUAGUAUUAA
Neltuma alba is the source of this 2204-nucleotide messenger RNA. RefSeq lists its product as uncharacterized. The transcript is spliced from 5 exons. The coding region runs from base 404 to 1723 and encodes 439 amino acids. The record is from RefSeq and is a predicted model, not a curated record. Lineage: Eukaryota; Viridiplantae; Streptophyta; Magnoliopsida; Fabales; Fabaceae.